Messenger RNA from Lotus japonicus, 1175 nucleotides. RefSeq names its product acireductone dioxygenase 1-like. The coding region runs from base 1 to 657 and encodes 218 amino acids. The record is from RefSeq and is a predicted model, not a curated record. The transcript has 5 exons. NCBI's taxonomy places the organism in Eukaryota, Viridiplantae, Streptophyta, Magnoliopsida, Fabales, Fabaceae. Gene Ontology annotation, molecular function: acireductone dioxygenase [iron(II)-requiring] activity.
AUGGCGGCGCUCCGACCCUUGGUCCUGGACGUCUUCUCCCGUGGUCCUGCCGAUUCUCCUGCUAUGCUCUGUCUUCCAGCGCCGCUCCCUCUUGCGCCGCUCCUCCAACAAAUCCCUCCCAAAAUGCCACCCUCCAUGAUUCUUCAUCACGAUGGGUCACAUCACCUGCGAAUGUGGUUCUGCACCACUGUUAAUGAACAAAUAAAAAAGGAGAUACAGAAAGAUGAAGGAAACAAUUUUGAGGAUAUGCUUGAUUUAUGCCCAGAAAAAGUGGAAAAUUAUGAAAAGAAGUUGAAGAACUUCUACACUGAGCACAUCCAUCAUGAUGAAGAGAUUCGUUAUUGCUUGGAAGGAAGUGGCUACUUCGAUGUGCGGGACAAAGGUGACCGAUGGAUUCGCAUUUGGAUCAAGGCCGGUGAUCUAAUCAUUUUACCUGCUGGAAGCUACCAUCGGAUCACUCUUAACACAAGUAACUAUGUGAAGUUGAUGAGGUUGUUUAUCGGCGAGCCUGUAUGGACAGCAUAUAAUCGACCACAGGAAGAUAACCUUGCUAGAAAGGAAUACAUGAAGGGCUUGAAGCAGAGAGGGAGCGACGAACAUGAGAAGAACCGAGAAAGCAAAGGGGUCUCUGAAAUCUCUGCCAAUAGUCCAAGGUAGGGGAAAAUAGCACUUACAGAUCUUGAGAGUGUUGGGGACCGGCUUCUGUUAACUAGCCUGUAUGUUGAUUCUGGCCGGUGGUGAAAGGUUGAGAAGUUCAAGAAGAUUCUGAAGAAGGGGAAAAUUCAUAAAACUUCAUGGAUUGAGCUGGGUAUAUAUGUAUAAUAAUACUAUAUGCAUGUAAAUGAUUCUUUCUGGCCGGAGGCCCCUUUUCACUUUGCUACAUUAUUUAGGUAGAUAGGCCAUGAGUUUGCAUUGUGAAUAUUUGCUCAAUUUUUUUGGUUUGACACUUUGACUGAAUCUGGUGUGCCUAAAUUUGAGUUUGAUAGUUAGUGCACAAAAUCUCAUCGUGAUGUUAGUGAGGCAUGAAGCCAAAAUUUAAAUAUGAACCUGGUGUUUUAUACAUGUAAUAGUUUUAAAAGUUAGUUUGCUUUAGGUGUUACCUACAUUCUUUGCUACAUCUCCCUGUGUUCAGAUUUUGUUGCUAUCAAUGGACAGUGGUUGCUAUUGUAUGAGAU